Xenopus tropicalis (tropical clawed frog) is the source of this 2171-nucleotide messenger RNA. It is a transcript of the gene haus2, whose product is annotated as HAUS augmin like complex subunit 2. Gene Ontology annotation, cellular component: HAUS complex. The record is from RefSeq and is marked validated. Gene Ontology annotation, biological process: spindle assembly; centrosome cycle; microtubule organizing center organization. Lineage: Eukaryota; Metazoa; Chordata; Amphibia; Anura; Pipidae.
CAAGGGCAGACCGGAGUAUAGUGAAGAUGGCAGGAAAUCCGUGGGCUCCCUUGCAACCCUCUGCAGCCUCCUUACUAUUAGAGAAAUGUUUGACCGCGGGCGUUUUAUCGCAGAAUGCCCUUGACCAAGCGCAGCUGGAGGCACCAUGUUUCAGUCAUGUGGAAGAACUCCAAAGGAUAACAGAAAUCAAGGCUGAGAUAAACCAGAAAAGCCUGGAACUGGAAUUGCUAAAGCUGGAAAAAGAAACUGCAGAUAUCACUCAUCCUUUAUACCUUGAGCAGAAAUAUCAGGCACUGCAAGCAAUGAACAGCCACUUGGAAGCAGUACUGAGGGAAAAACGCACUUUGAGACAGAGACUGGCUCAGCCAGUUUGCCAGGAGAAUUUGCCUAUUGAGGCAUCAUAUCACAGGUCCACUGCAGACUUGUUACCCCUUGCGGUAAAUUUCAUUGAAAAGCUGGAAACAUAUAUCAAGACUAUCCAGACCAUUCCAAAAAUACCAGAUUGCUCUAGCAGUAUGGAUAAUGCAUUAGUGAGGAUGGAAUCUUUAGAGGCAGAAAUGGAGGAACUAACAGAGCAGAUUCUGACGUGGAGAGAACAGCAGAAGGCUGCAUUCCAGAUGAAUUCAGAUGCAAAUUCCAGUUGUAUAACUGCACAGACAUCAUAUUUAUCUAUUGAAAAUUUGCACCCCUAGCCAGGCCCGGACUGGUAAUCUGUGAGGGGCUGCUGUAAGAUGCCAGAGACAGUCACUAUUUAUUGGGCUGGUUGGGUCUGUUUGGGUCUUUGUGUAAUUGAAAUACCAGGGCCUAUUUUGAAUCCCAGUCUAGACCUACCCCUAGCAGCACAGCUUAUAAUUUGUAUAGGCAUACACCUGUUACUUAUUAUUGAAACACUACUGGAAGGGCAGGCUCCCUACAUAGUAUUUCCUGUGGAACUCAUGGCUGUGCUUUCUGUGAUGUGAUGUAGUUAUUGGCUCUGCUGCACUGGACUAUUUAUUUUGAGCCAGUUGGACAGCUGGUGACAUCAGCCUAAGAAUGAUCACAGGUUGAAAAUUCAACUCAUGAUAAAUUGCCAUAAAUAUUGACAAAAUUGCAGUUUAAUCAUCUGGUUGCUUAAAUAUAACCAAGGAAUUUGUAGCAAUGAUCCUUAUUAAUGUGACCACUUUCAAAAUGUUUCCAUUUGCAGAAGGAAACCAUUUCAGUUUCUGAAUACUUAUGGAGUAGUCAGCUGCUCCACAAAUAUUUAGAAAGUUCUCAGAAAUUAAGGUCCUUCGUUAAAAGGGUUAAUCACUGGGGUUUGCCAAAUUGUAGGCACCCCCAUUGAUUUAUAAUCGCUUACCUGAUACAAAAAAAGCAGCUUUUUUCUCUCUACUGCACGUGCGUCUGCCUGGGGGCACUGAGACAAAAAGAAUGAAGAAGAGGAUCGCUUUGUGGUUCUCUCUGAAAAGUACCCAAGGCAGGUGCAGUUUUCUCCAAGCAGGAGCACUGGUCUGGGGUAUCAGGUAAGUGAUUAACCCUUUCCUUCUCUUUUAAAUUCCAUUGUGUGAAAUUCCUUAAACACGUAUUUCUUUAUAACCUGCCCUUUAAGGAGAAAGUUGGUUUGUUUGGGAGCCAUGAAUGUUUUCAAAUAAAAAUGAAUGUGUCUGAGCAGGAACGUCAUAUACAAAUUAAUAAACAGCCAGGAGUGCUGCUGUUGAAAAUCAUGAUGUUAGCAGAGUAAACGGUCAAUACCAUAAACACUUUAACACCAGACACACCUUUAAACCUGCAUCAUUAUUAGGCAACCGUUCUAGAAAUGUUAUAAUGUUAUAAUGAAAUGUUAUAAUCCCUGUAGAAGAAGCUAGCUCAGGGCCAAUAAUAUAAUACAGCAGAAAUGACCCCAAAGUGUGCUUAUAAUAUGUUCAAGGAAAAAAGGCAACAUUAUUGCAGGUGAAGUAUACCCUUUUACCAAGCACAAUUUAGCAGGAACAUUUUAUAUUUAAAAACUGACAGCACUUAAAAGACAAAUGACUAAGGAUAAUGAUGUGGAAACUACACAGGUUGCUGCAUUACAAAGAUGUCUCUGUGAAGCACAGGAAAGAAUUAAGGCAAACAGUACAUUCUGUAUUGAUUAUUAACUGUGGUUUAUUAUUCUGAGCUUGUUUUUCUAAUAAAUUGAAAACAUUUUGCUUGUA